AUGCUUCAAUUCGGCUAUAAUGCUACUGCACCGAUGAGACAUAAACAACACGUUACUGCUCUCUCCUUAGCAAAGAAUGAUGAUGCCCAACUAAGUUUAGAGGAAUUAUUUAAUCCUUCAAGAUUAGUUUUACCAGAUGAAUUUGCAGAUUUAGAAGGUUUGGAAGGUUUCUGUGAUAAUGAUGAACAAAGUGCAUUCCUAGUUAAAUGUAAAUCUUUUAUUAGUAAGGAAAUAAGAAUAUUAUUAGCCAAAGCAGAUAUCAAGCCCUUGGGUAGCAAUCAGGAAGAAUUCAAAAGAUUAAGAAGAUCUUUCACGCGAGAUUUUACUUAUCAGUGUGGCCGUUAUGGUUGUACUGUUACCGGCUGGCCAAGGUCACUCGACAAACUGACAGUCGUUGCAUAUUCUACGUCACAAUGUUAUCAAAUGGCGCGACAUCUACUUUUCAGGAGAUUGGAAAUACGUAGAAUCACUCCUUUUGAUUCCAAAAGCUUAAUAAGACCAUAUAUUUCUUUACAUACGAACAAAAAAACUGAUGCACUUGAAGGAGAAGAUUUAGACGAUGGAAUUGGUGUCGAUGAUGAUGGUGUACCAUGCUUCAAGACCUCAGACAUACGAAACGAAGAGCUGAUUAAUGUGGAAGCACGACAAUGUAACUUGUGUCUUAAAACCUUCCCAAGUGAGGCUGCUUUGCAAACUCACUAUUACUUUUCCACAACCGGUCCAAUCCCUUGCGAUCAAUGCAAUCACAAAUUCCACACAAAAAAACACUUAGAAUCCCAUAAAGGACACAUACAUGGCAUCAUGCGAGUUUCCAUAUGUGAACAAUGCGGGCUAACGUUUUUGGAAUUGGACCAGCUAUUAGACCAUUAUUGUUCAGUCAGUAUUGGAAAUCUAGCAUGUACUGUCAAUAAUUGCCAGCACAGGUUUAAAUCGAUUGAAGAUUUGCAAAUUCACAUUAAGAUAUGCCACAAGAAGCGUCAGAAGCGAUUCUUAUGCACGUGUGGCUAUGAAGUAGAUUCUUUAUAUACAUUUGAGAAUCACUUCAGAAGGUUUGCAGAAAAUAAUCACAAGCUUAAAUGCCCAUUUUGCCCACAUAAUUUCCCAAGUCAUGGAGCUAGAGGCAGUCACAUUACUACUAUCCAUAGCAAGGAUGCCCAAAGCGUUUAUUACGAUGUUAGGAAAAACGAGUACAUCAGUGUAGGCGAUACUGGAUCCACAGAAACACAGCUCUUAAGGAAUGGAAAUCCGUGUUAUCAAGUUUUGAAGUCAUGUGAGAGCUGUGAAUUUACAGGUACAGAUACAGAACUGCAAGAACAUUAUGCGAUCGUUGGUGAUCCUAAAAAUUUGGAAAUUUGUGCUAUUUGUCAACACCGGUUUCCUGAUGCAAUGUGGGUAAAAAUGCAUCGUGAUAUAGAUCAUCAUAAUGUGGUAGAGAACACACCGCAAGACUUAGAGAUUUCGGCACCAGUUGACCCACCAAGGGAGGAGGCCCCUUAUGCUAUACCAACAUCAAAUGGCUCUUUCAGGUGCUCUAUUUGUAGAUAUGAAGAUGGAGAAGAUAAAGUAAACCAUCACAUAAAUAUAAGUUCGAUAACGGUUGGAAAGAAAUUACAUUUGUGUAAGCUUUGUACACACACCUUUAGACUUCCAGGGACCUACGCACGACAUGUAAUUAGGGAUCAUGAGAAGGAGUGGUCAGCACUACCGCACAAAGGUGAAAUGAUCGCUACUGGCACUCGCACAUACAAGGAAAACUUGCAAAUUUUCUACUGCUCCGAAUGCGGGUGCAGUGGUAUCAAAAGUAGCAUUCAAGUGCACCUUGUCGUAUCAAAUGCUAUCGGUACACCUGUCUUUCGGUGUCCUUUCUGUAGACACUCCUUCAACUCUUCGGUAUCACAGUCUCUCCAUAUCACUAAGUUUCAUAGAGAUCAAUAUAACGCAAGUCAGAACUUGGUACUGAUCGAAAAGUAUGGCUGUGGAAUUGAAUUAACCACUAAAGGCCCUUUUAAGUGUCAGAAAUGUAAGAGAGUCGAUGGUUUACGUCAAGCGAUUGUAGUGCAUAUAGCAGAAACUGCCCGUCCAGAUAAUCUUCAAGAUAGGAAGUCGGGAUUUAAAUGUCAAUAUGAUUCUCAUUGGUUUAAAAACAAAGCACAAUUUACAAAGCAUAUCAGAAACUUUUGUUAUAAAGGGACAAGAGAAGGACCAAAUGAGACGAUACAACGUAAGCAAUGUCCAGUUCUUUUUAGGGAAGAAACUAGAGACGAUGACUUAAAAGUUUGCAGCGUCUGUGCUUUUAAAGGUGAUAAUGAGUCGUUCCAACUUCAUCUUGAACUAACCCAGGUAACAUCACGUGAUAAAGACACAAGGCAUGGUUGUGGCUACUGCAGUCAUACGUUCAAAUGCGAAAAUGAUCGGUUUUGGCACGAGGUCUCAAUUCAUCCUUAUGAUGUAAUGUAA
This is a messenger RNA of Wallemia mellicola CBS 633.66, 2457 nucleotides long. RefSeq lists its product as hypothetical. The transcript is spliced from 5 exons. The record is from RefSeq and is a predicted model, not a curated record. NCBI's taxonomy places the organism in Eukaryota, Fungi, Basidiomycota, Wallemiomycetes, Wallemiales, Wallemiaceae. Bases 1 to 2457 code for a protein of 818 amino acids.